Penicillium soppii is the source of this 654-nucleotide messenger RNA. RefSeq lists its product as uncharacterized. The record is from RefSeq and is a predicted model, not a curated record. The transcript has a single exon. Lineage: Eukaryota; Fungi; Ascomycota; Eurotiomycetes; Eurotiales; Aspergillaceae. Bases 1 to 654 code for a protein of 217 amino acids.
AUGGCAACCCAAGAACCCACAGACAUUCAAGCGUCCCGCGAAGCAGACUACAAGCGCUUCAAAAACUACGCCGCCUACACAUUCCUGAUCGGAGCCCCAAUCCUAAUCGCCCUCCCACCACGCAAACUAGACCCUCUCACCGUCCUAGUCCUAUGCUCCUUCGGCGUCUCCGCAAACCACAUCGUGGCAGACCGCACCGGCCGAAGCAUAAUUGACCGGAUCGACGCUAAGAUCUCACGAUUCCACGGCUCCCUCUCGGGUCUGCCGAGCGAGCGCGCGCAAGAAAUCCAAGAGCGACUUCGGGCUGCACGCGAUGCGCAAAUCCGCCAGGCUGAGGAUGAGAAGCUCUCUGCUCGCAUUCAAGAGCUCUCUGAGAAGGGGGAUGGGUCUGUGAGUGCCGAGAUUGAGAAGCUCAAGGCGCGCCAGGCUGCUGAGAAGGGCGUUGUGCAGCGGGUUUGGAUGGGUGGGGAGUCCGAGGGUUGGAAGGAGAGGAGGCUGAGGGAGGAGCAGGAGGCUUUGGCUCAGGGGAAGGGGUAUGGUGAUUUGAUCCAGGAGCACAUUUGGGAUGUUUGGACUUGGGGUGGGAAGGAUGGGAAGGGGGGUGAGGGUGUUAAGGAGGAGGAUGGGAAGGAUGAACCUGUGAAGAAGGAUUGA